Messenger RNA from Arachis ipaensis, 1325 nucleotides. Lineage: Eukaryota; Viridiplantae; Streptophyta; Magnoliopsida; Fabales; Fabaceae. The record is from RefSeq and is a predicted model, not a curated record.
AAGAAAACGAAUAAUAAAACAUUUUAAGAUCAUAUAUAAUGGAAUACUUAAUUAAUUAAUAAAAUUAAAGGAAAAUAAAUCUUACUAGACAUUGUAACCUAUGGAAGAGUAUGAGAGACACUUAUUCGCAUGGUGCGGGCGGCUUAUCAUUAAUGAGAGAGAGAAUCAGAAAGGAUAUCAAUAGUCAAGACCAGAGGUCGUCAUCAUCGUCGUCAAGUUGUUCGCGAUGGAACCCAACGAAAGAGCAGAUAAGCACGUUGGAGGAGAUCUAUAACCAGGGAGUGAGAACUCCAAACCCUAAAGAAAUUAAGGAGAUUAUGGAGAGGCUCAAGGUUUAUGGUCCCAUUGAAGGUAAGAACGUCUUCUACUGGUUCCAGAAUCACAAAGCCAGGCAGAGACAGAGGCAAAAAGAUCAUCAUCAACAACAACUACGUCUUCAACAACACCAUCAUCAUCAUCCUUAUUUCAAUCGCUUUCUCAAUUCUAUCUCUCCCCCGAUUUCUCCUACUGUGGUGCGUAGCCCGGCAUAUGGGUUGGUACAGAAUGAAAUUGGGCACUUUCCAAAUCAACACUCAAAUAUGGUGGUAAGCCCAAGGACUGAUCAAGCAUUGCCUGUGAUGAUGAUGCCACCUCAGCCCAUUAGCCCAAGGAUUGAGGAUGUUGUGCCAAUGAUGAUCCCACCUGGGCCCAUCAGCCCAAGAACAUUGGAUCUGUUUCCGCAGCACCCAACUGGCACUUUGGCAGCAGGCAGGGCAAGACAGCAAUCUAAUCAUGAACUUGCAAAUCACAACUUCAUUGACUUUUUUACUUCUCCGGGCCGGGACCAACCUUGACUCAUUGUUAUAUACUACUAAACUCUAACUCUCGGAAGUCUGGAACUGAUUUUUUGCUUCCACAAUUGGAUAGGAUAGUUCGUUAUAAAACUCUUGGACUUUCUUAGUUAGUGCUCUUUUUCUUUUAUCUAUUAUUAAUAGUAUUGAAUCUAGUCUUGUUAAUUCUCAAGCUUAUAUUAUUCAAUGUUAUGCCAUGCCAACUAAUUAGGUAAAAUAUAAGAAAGCGAAAAUGUAAUAUAAACAGGUCAUGCAGCAUGUACGUUAUGUAGUAUAUGAGAAGAUUCUCUGGCACUGAAUCUUGUUCAUGAUGAUAUUUUUCAAUUGAAUAUUUUUGUUUUUAUUUAUUCUGGUCAUAUUUAGCACGGAAAUCAAACAGCAAGAAUACGAAUUGAGAAGCUUCGUAUCGUUACGAGUGGAGCCAAAGCGCUUCACCUUAUUUUAUCUAACUGACUUUUAUUAUUCCAGUAAGUUAUGCUCUUUUGGAUGAGCGUU